Messenger RNA from Tyto alba (common barn owl), 1028 nucleotides. Its product is annotated as receptor activity-modifying protein 2-like. Lineage: Eukaryota; Metazoa; Chordata; Aves; Strigiformes; Tytonidae. The transcript has 5 exons. Gene Ontology annotation, molecular function: coreceptor activity. The coding region runs from base 257 to 787 and encodes 176 amino acids. Gene Ontology annotation, biological process: protein localization to plasma membrane; angiogenesis; regulation of G protein-coupled receptor signaling pathway. Gene Ontology annotation, cellular component: membrane; cell surface; signaling receptor complex. The record is from RefSeq and is a predicted model, not a curated record.
UCCCCGUCCACUCCCCCCGGCUGCCGGGCUGCCUGCCCUCCACGCAGGAGACAAGGGAUUUCACAACCCAGCCCAGACAGGAUUAAAGAGAAAUACACAAGUAAACAAAUAGCGGCCUCGUAAAACUGGACGUGCCGAGCGGGGAGCGGAGCCUCUGGGCCGGCGGUCAAACUGCCCCUGUCAGAGGAAAGGAGUUGCUUCCUGUUAUUUCCAUUGAAAUACUUGUCCCGGUCGUUAGCCGGCAGGCUUUUGCAGGAUGGCACCGCGCUCGCAGACGGGCCCCAGCCGGCUCUCCCGAGGGCUCCUGCUGCUCUGGGCACUCCUGGGGACUGGGCUCUGCCAUGCGGACACUGAGGUGGAGGGCUUCAGCCAGGAUGCCAGGACGAGCUCACCCAUGGCCGUGUUCAGCUGGACAGCCCAGCCCGUGGAGGAGAUGUACACCAACAUCACGCAGAAGUGCUGGGAGCACUUUGUUGACCUGAUGAGGAACAUGACAGCGUCGGAACUGUGCGAGUGGAAAGUCAUCAGCAGGCCCUACAGCUGGCUGCAGUUCUGCCUGGAGACCUGGGCUGACCACCUGCAGUACGGCUACCCCAACGCGCUGGCGGAGCAGUACAUCUUCCAGAGCCACCACCGCUACUUCCACAACUGCACCCUGGAGCACCAGGUCUACUUCGACCCGCCCGAGGACGUGCUGCUGGCCAUGAUCAUCGCCCCCAUCUGCCUCAUCCCCUUCCUGGUCACGCUGGUCAUCUGGCGCAGCAAGGACGGCAAGGCCCAGCCCUAGCACCGCUGCCCGGGCGCCCGCGGCCGACGGAGAGCGGGCAGCGGCGGCCCCGCGGGUCCUGCGCCCGGGCACAGCCCCCCGCGCCCCCCCCGCCCCGGGCUGCGGGGCCACCGGCCUCUUGGGCCGCCCCGGGGGGGGGGCUCCUGGGGUCACCGGCACACGGUGCUGGGGCAGCCGGUUCCCGCCGUGCAACUCCCCCCGCCUCCUCCCCUCCCCACAGGAUUAAACGCUUCUUUCCCCA